GUUAUAUUGGACGUGGCACGUCCUUCAAUGACCUUGUCUGUAUAUGCAUACAUUACGAAAUAAGUGGGAAGUUGUUGUUGGCCGGUGAUGGCUUAUGCAAUGAAGUCUCUUCAGAAUUUCGAUGCUUUUGCAAAACCACUCAAAGAUUUUCGUAUCAAAACACUGUCAGGGGCUUUGGUUUCAAUAAUAAGUAGUCUAAUCAUCGGAAUUUUGUUCACAUCAGAACUUCUUUCGUUUACGCACACACAGAAUAAACAGGAGAUUAUUGUGGAUGUCAAUCGUGGAGAAAAGAUGUCUAUCUACAUGGAUAUAACGCUAAACUUUAUCCCGUGCAGAUUUUUAAGCCUAGAUACAAUGGACACAACAGGUGCGCAGCAGCUGAAUGUUAUGCACGAGGUUUAUAAGACUAGUGUUUCAGUUGAUGGCACUCCUGUAUCGGAUAGUGUUCGCCAUGCUGUUAAUGAUGCUUCGGCUCUCACAACGACGAGAGACCCCAAUUAUUGUGGCUCCUGUUAUGGAGCAGAGUCUCCUUCAAGGAAAUGCUGUAAUACAUGUGAGGAAGUUCAAAUGGCGUAUAACGAAAUGCGAUGGAUAUUCGUAAACAUAUCUGCAUUUGAACAGUGCCGAAAGGAAAACUGGAACGAGAUUAAACAAAAGAUAGGCAAUGAAGGAUGCAGAAUUCAUGGGAAUUUAACAGUCAAUCGAGUUGGUGGGGCAUUUCAUAUUGCUCCUGGUCAUAGUUACACUGAAAACCAUGCACACUUUCAUAGCUUUCAAAGUCUCGGUCCCGUUCAGUUCAAUGUGUCUCAUUCAAUCGGGGAGCUUCGUUUCGGUGAAUCAUAUCCUGGUCAAGUUAAUCCACUAGAUGGAACAAAACUGGCUGUACAAACACACUCCCAGAUGGUUAUUUACUACUUAAAACUGGUACCGACUAUGUAUAUCAGCCUUCGUCGAAAUGAAAGCACCGUGAUAACUAAUCAAUACUCUGCUACAUGGCAUUCCAAAGGUACGCCUCUAACUGGUGAUGGUCAAGGAUUACCUGGUGUAUUUUUCAAUUAUGAAAUAGCCCCUUUACUUGUUAAAAUUACCGAAGAGAAAAAGUCAUUUAUACAUUUCUUGACAAAUACAUGUGCAAUCAUUGGAGGAGUAUUUACAGUGGCAAGUUUUCUGGAUGCAUUCAUUUAUCAGUCUACAUGUAUACUACGUAACCGUCAUCAUAGAAACUAACAUUAUUAAAUGUACAACUUUUUGUAAUUUAUUUGUUCUCUACUUCCUUCUUUCUUAUAUUUAUUCGUUUUUCGUUCUAUUUUCUAACAUAUAUUCUAAUUUGCGUUUGAUAAACUGGUUUGGUGUAAACACUUGGCAAUCCCUCAUGUCUUUCGAUUCCCACUAUUUGUUGCUUGUUUUUUCUUUAUUUGUAUACAUCAGUAUCAAUAUUAAUGGAUGUGAAAUUUUUUUUGGAAAAUCCAUUUACUAUGAACCCGACAUUCUUUUUUGUGUUAAAUGGUUUCGUUGUCAAAUGUACAAAUAGAGUUAUAGCAACCAAUAUAUAAUAAAUGUUCAUGUAUUACUGCAUCCCUCAGGUGACAUCAUCAUUCUGUAGCUUAAUAGUAGAUACCGUAAAUAUGAUAACUGAUAUAAAUAAAUGAUUAAAUUGUUAUUACCUAUUAUAAGUACACGGUAAGCAACUGUCUCUCUUUACGCUCUGACCUCAAUCAAAGUCACAUUAUUACUGGGGAGUCUUCCGCUUGCUUAUAUAAUUAUGUUAGCUAAUAAAGCGUAACCAAUAAGGUCAUCCGUAUGUUGUCUUACUUAUAUCUAGUCUAUUUUAGAAAAGGGAAAUCAUACCAUUUACUGAUCUAAAGCUAAAAGCUAGCAUAAAUUGGAGGACAAUAAAGGUGGAUGAUUUAAGGCCGCUUUCCUAGUAUCACCGAGUAACGAUUUACAGCUAAUAGAAAGGGUAGGGACUCAUUUUUUACUUGCCACCUACGUACUCUGAAUAAUUCCUAACACCAUGAUUGAAAUGCGUGCUGGCCAAGAAUUUAUCUGAAUAUAGCAG
Schistosoma rodhaini is the source of this 2059-nucleotide messenger RNA. The record is from the annotation of a GenBank genome assembly. NCBI's taxonomy places the organism in Eukaryota, Metazoa, Platyhelminthes, Trematoda, Strigeidida, Schistosomatidae.